This is a messenger RNA of Globicephala melas (long-finned pilot whale), 501 nucleotides long. RefSeq names its product serine peptidase inhibitor Kazal type 14 (putative) (gene SPINK14). The record is from RefSeq and is a predicted model, not a curated record. Lineage: Eukaryota; Metazoa; Chordata; Mammalia; Artiodactyla; Delphinidae. Gene Ontology annotation, molecular function: protein binding.
AUGAAUCUCAUCCUACUCUCUUCUGGCCAUCAAGCAAUAGGGACAGAGGUGGACUGCACCAAAUACAACAGAAAAAGUGCCAGGAUUGCAUGCACAAGGGAAUGGAGACCAUUAUGUGACAUAGAUCGGAAAACUCGCAGUAAUGAAUGCAUGUUUUGUAUGCUAAAUCAUAUCUCAGAGAAUUAUUCUAAGGACACGCCAGGAGGAAAAGUGGCCAAAUCCUUCCCAGUACUCUGCUCACUUCUGUUCUUUAUCGUGAUACAUUUGACAUUACCUUCGGUUUCAGGCCCUCCACACUGGUGGCCACCACAUGGAAAUAUUAAGGUGAAAUGUCCAUAUAAGAAAGGAUUGAGUUGGUUCAAUGGAACAGUGAACCCCUGCCCUGGUAUAUAUCAACCCAUCUGUGGCAACAAUUUGGUAACCUAUGAAAAUCCCUGCAUCUUGUGUGUUGAGAGCAUGAAAUCUCAGGGAAAAAUUAAUUUGCAUGAUGGAAAAUGCUGA